Messenger RNA from Triticum turgidum subsp. durum (durum wheat), 3381 nucleotides. NCBI's taxonomy places the organism in Eukaryota, Viridiplantae, Streptophyta, Magnoliopsida, Poales, Poaceae. The record is from the annotation of a GenBank genome assembly.
AUGCCGGCCGGGGGCGUCGGCGUGCAGGCGCCCGAGGCGUCGCCGGGGCGCUACGUGCGGCGGGUCGACGAGGUGCCGCCCGACGACGACGGCUGCGACGGCGUCUUCGGGGUCGACGUGCGGGGACCCGGGGACAACGACCCCUUCGACAUCCCCGCCAAACGCGCGCCCGUCGAGCGGCUACGGCGGUGGAGGCAAGCUGCACUUGUGCUCAAUGCAUCUCGGCGAUUCAGAUAUACACUCGACUUGAAAAAGGAGGAAGAAAAAGAACAAAUAAGGAGGAAGAUUAGGGCUCAUGCUCAAGUCAUACGGGCUGCACUACUGUUCAAGGAAGCAGGAGAAAAGCAGAAUGGUGAUACGGAAUUACCAGAAAUUCUCCCACGGGGGUUUGGAAUUGGAGAGGAUCAACUUACAUCGAUGACAAGGGAUCAUAACUAUUCCGCUCUGCAAGAAUAUGGAGGGGUUAAAGGGCUCACAAAUUUACUGAAAACAAACCCAGAGAAGGGGAUCCAUGGUGAUGAAGCAGAUUUGUCAUGUAGGGCGAAUGCUUUUGGGGCUAACAGAUAUCCUCGCAAGAAAGGAAAAAGCUUCUGGGUUUUUCUCUGGGAGGCCUGCAAGGACUUGACAUUGGUUAUCCUUAUUGUAGCUGCAGCCAUUUCUCUUGUAUUGGGCAUCGCAACAGAGGGCAUCAAGGAAGGAUGGUAUGAUGGUGCAAGUAUAGCAUUUGCUGUCUUUCUUGUGAUACUUGUUACUGCUGUCAGUGAUUACAAACAGUCCCUUCAGUUCCAACACCUCAAUGAGGAGAAACAAAAUAUUCAAGUCGAGGUUAUUAGGGGUGGUAGAAGGAUUCAAGUGUCGAUCUUUGAUAUUGUUGUUGGUGAUGUAGUAGCUUUAAAAAUUGGUGAUCAGGUUCCAGCAGAUGGCAUUUUAAUUAGUGGCCAUUCUCUUGCCAUUGAUGAAUCCAGUAUGACCGGGGAAAGCAAAAUUGUUUUGAAGGAUCAGAAGUCACCUUUUCUAAUGGGAGGAUGCAAAGUAGCUGAUGGUUAUGGUACCAUGUUGGUAACUGCGGUUGGUCUAAACACUGAAUGGGGUCUAUUAAUGGCCAGCAUUUCAGAAGAUAAUAAUGAAGAGACACCAUUGCAGGUGCGGUUGAAUGGAGUAGCAACAUUCAUAGGCAUUGUGGGGCUUGUUGUUGCAGCAAUGGUCCUUGUAGUCCUCUUUGCAAGAUAUUUUACAGGACAUACUACAAACGCAGAUGGUACUGUUCAGUUUGUUAAGGGGCGCACAGGUGUGAAAUCUACAAUAUUUGGAGUAAUAAAGAUACUAACUGUCGCGGUGACUAUUGUUGUCGUUGCUGUACCUGAGGGACUACCGCUGGCUGUAACACUAACCCUGGCUUAUUCAAUGCGGAAAAUGAUGGCAGAUAAAGCGCUGGUGAGGAGGCUUUCAGCUUGUGAAACGAUGGGUUCUGCUACAACAAUUUGUAGUGACAAGACCGGUACAUUAACGCUCAAUCAGAUGACUGUGGUGCGAUCAAUAGUUGGGGCGAUAGAGCUGCAACCUCAGGCUACUAUUGACAAGUUGUCACCUACAGUUACCUCUCUUGUACUUGAAGCAAUUGCACAGAAUACUUCAGGCAGUGUGUUUGAGCCAGAGGAUGGUAGCACCGUCGAGGUAACAGGCUCACCAACUGAAAAGGCAAUCCUUUCUUGGGGUCUUGAGCUUCAUAUGAAAUUUGCCGUGGAGAGAUCAAAAUCUGCUAUCAUUCAUGUCUCUCCAUUCAACUCAGAAAAAAAACGCGGAGGCGUUGCAGUGAUUGGGAGAGAUUCAGAUGUUCAUGUGCAUUGGAAAGGAGCUGCGGAAAUAGUUCUCGCGUUAUGUACAAAUUGGCUCUAUGUAGACGGCUCAACUCAUGAAAUGACAUCUGAUAAGGCUAAUCACUUCAGGAAAUACAUAGAAGAUAUGGCGGAGCAAAGUCUUCGUUGUGUUGCUUUUGCUUAUAGAAAUCUUGAUCCGAAGGACAUUCCAAGUGAGGAACAAAGAAUUAAUUGGGAGUUGCCUGAUAAUGACCUGACUCUUAUUGGAAUUGUGGGGAUGAAGGACCCUUGCCGUCCUGGAGUGAGAGAUGCUGUUGAGCUGUGCACCAAUUCUGGUGUUAAGGUACGGAUGGUAACUGGAGAUAAUCUGCAGACAGCUAGAGCAAUAGCACUUGAGUGUGGAAUACUUACUGACCCCCAGGCUUCUGCACCAGUUAUAAUAGAGGGAAAAGUUUUCCGUGCAUACAGUGAUGCCGAAAGGGAGGCGGUUGCCGACAAGAUAUCUGUGAUGGGAAGAUCCUCUCCGAAUGAUAAGCUUCUUCUUGUAAAAGCACUGAAGAAGAACGGCCAUGUUGUGGCUGUUACUGGAGAUGGGACAAACGAUGCCCCUGCAUUGCAUGAGGCAGAUAUUGGUCUUUCUAUGGGUAUCCAAGGAACAGAAGUAGCUAAAGAGAGCUCAGACAUAAUUAUUCUGGAUGAUAAUUUUGCUUCGGUCGUGAAGGUGGUCCGCUGGGGUCGUUCUGUUUAUGCAAAUAUCCAAAAGUUCAUUCAAUUCCAGCUUACAGUAAAUGUUGCGGCUCUAAUAAUCAAUGUGGUUGCUGCUAUUUCCUCGGGCAAUGUUCCUCUAAAUGCUGUUCAGCUUCUCUGGGUUAAUCUCAUAAUGGACACACUCGGUGCACUUGCAUUGGCUACUGAACCACCAACGGACCAGCUUAUGAAAAGGACACCUGUUGGACGGAGAGAACCUCUUGUGACUAAUAUUAUGUGGAGAAACUUGUUCAUUCAGGCUGUCUAUCAAGUGGCUGUUCUUUUGACGCUUAACUUUAGGGGCCGAGAUCUUCUGCAUUUGACUCGAGAUACCCUCGAACACUCCAGUAAAGUGAAAAAUUCAUUUAUAUUCAACACAUUUGUCCUGUGUCAGGUGUUUAACGAGUUCAAUGCACGUAAACCAGAAGAGCUGAACAUAUUUGAAGGAGUUUCAAGAAACCACCUCUUUUUGGCCGUUGUGAGCGUAACCGUUGUGCUGCAGGUGAUAAUUAUUGAGUUCCUUGGGAAAUUUACAUCAACAGUGAGACUCAGUUGGCAGCUUUGGCUUGUUUCUCUUGCUAUUGCUUUUAUCAGCUGGCCGCUGGCUCUUGUUGGAAAGUUCAUUCCAGUUCCCCAGACCCCAUUGAAGAAUUUGAUCCUGAAGUGUUGGCCAAAAAAGAAGAAGCAAGUGAUGAAGGAGCAGCUCCACCGGUGUGAUACUGAACGUCUCUCCCAAGUUGCAGAAAUCAUCAGCUGCCAAAUUCCAGUUCUGGUGCAUAUAGAUGCUUGCAUAAAUUUGAAUGCUGAUUUCUUCUAA